Molecule: messenger RNA, 2044 nt
Organism: Saccostrea cuccullata (small rock oyster)
Lineage: Eukaryota; Metazoa; Mollusca; Bivalvia; Ostreida; Ostreidae
Exons: 3
Coding region: 377-1873 (498 amino acids)
Biological process (GO): DNA recombination; DNA integration
Molecular function (GO): DNA binding
Source: RefSeq, a predicted model, not a curated record
GAAAGCGUGAGAAGGAGAGCGGUAGCGAGUCAGAAGAAUCAAGUUCAGAUGACACCAGUAGUUCAAAUGAUUCCGAGUCAGAUUCAGAUUCAGAUAUAUUCAAUCCUUCACAUGUUUUGAAGAUGAAGGGAGAAAUGGUGCAGGUCGACCCCAGCAGUUUUUUCGGACAGGGCCCUCAAACAACAGAUACCAGUUUGGGGGCCACAAUUACAGAGGACAACAGAGCCAGAGAGGCAGAGGUUCAGCAAAGUUUCCUCUUUCCAGAAAGACAGAAAAUCAGUAGAAAUGAAGACAACAAAACAGCGAUGACUUACAUCAACAAAAUGGGUGGAACAGUAUCCAAGGCGUGCAAUCAGUUAGCAUUAGAUCUCUGGGAAUGGUGUCUGAAAAAGAGUAUCUCAAUGAGAGCAGAAUUCAUUCCGGGAAAGGAAAAUGUCAUAGCAGACUGGGAGUCCAGACAUCACAAGGACUCAAGCAGUUGGGGGUUAGAUCCAUACGUAUUUCAAAUUCUAAUGAACAGAACAAUAGAAUGCAAAGUAGAUCUGUUUGCAGACAGAACCAAUGCCAAACUAGACAAGUUCAUCAGUUGGAUGCCAGAUCCAGAAGCAAUGGCACACAAUGCACUGUUGCAUCCCUGGGUGGGAAUAAGGGGGUAUGCAUUUCCCCCGUUUUGUCUCAUUUCUCAAUGUCUGAGCAAGAUUCAGAGGGAAAAAGCAACGAUUCUCCUUGUAACCCCAGCAUGGUCAGCCCAACCAUGGUAUGCAACAAUUCUGAAGAUGUGCAUUCAGGAUCCCAUUCUCCUCCCAAUAAUUCCCAAUCUCCUAAUGUCAGACAAGGGAGAACCUCACCCACUAGUGAGGAACAACUCACUCCAGUUAGUCGGAUGGGUUGUCUCAGGAGAUCCAUGCAAACAAUGCACUUAUCGCAAGAGACUGAAGAUCUCAUCUGUAACUCAUGGGGAAAGGGCACAACAUCUUCUUACAAUUCAGCCUGGAAAAAGUGGGUUAGCUGGUGUGUCAGAAGGGAGGUUGAUCCAUUUUCAGCCCCUAUAAGCUUUGUAUUAGAUUUUUUAAGCUAUUUGUAUUAUGAGGGGUUUCAGUAUAGAACAAUUAAUGUUCACAGAUCUGCUCUUUCCUCUGUGAUGCCUCAUGUCAAUAAUUUGCCCAUUGGUCAGCAUUCCAUGGUAAAACUUCUAAUGAGAGGUAUUUUAAGAGGAAAUCCCCCCUUACCAAGAUAUAAAGAGACAUGGGAUGUAGAUAAGGUUUUGAAUUAUUUUAUUUCACUCCCAAGUAAUGAAGAACUCUCUCUAAAACUCUUGUCAAAAAAGUUGGCUAUGCUUUUAGCUAUUGCUGCCCCAAAAAGAGUUUCAGAAAUAGCAAGAUUAGAUAAGGGUUUCAUGCAAGUUAUACCAUCAGGUGUUAAAUUUCUUUUGCCAGGGUUGUCAAAGACGCAAAGAGAUUGCAGUUCAAAAGAAGUGUUUUAUGCACGUUUUCCAGAUCAUGAAAAACUGUGUGUAGUUGAAUGUUUACUUGAGUAUUUACACAGAACAAAGACAUUUCGGACUCUUAAUGAACAUUCAGGUGAUCCAAUAUUACGGUCGGUUAUUAAGCCACAUAAAGGUUUAACAGCCAAUACAGUUUCAAAUUGGAUAAGGGAUGUUAUGGCCAUGGCAGGUAUUGAUACUGCUAAAUUUAAGCCUCAUUCAGCUCGUAGUGCAUCAACCAGUAAGGCCUUUAAAAAAGGUACAUCUGUAAAUGAGGUAUUAGAAAUGGCAGACUGGUCACAUGCAGGAACCUUUUAUAAAUUUUAUUGUAGGUCUACAUGCUUAGAUAAAUCAGAUGGAUUUUCCAAAGCAGUUUUGACUUUAGGUUAGUUUGAGCUUUGAACCUGCAAUGUUAUAUCUUAUGAUGUUUUCUGAAAUAUAAUUGAAGAUUUUAUGAGGGCAUAUUGCCCGAAAUGAAAUAUUGAUUAUAUGAAGAAAACUCAUAAGAUAUAACAUUGCAAUCCCUCCACAACCCACCCAUAAUCAGAUUUUUUAUAAUAC